GCUCUCUCUUUCUCUCUCUCGUGCGUAUUAAUAUCUUCGCCACCACUGCUUUUCUUCUUCUCUCCUUUCUCUUUUUACCCAUAACCCCCCCCCCCCCCUUAUUUAGUUCAACCUUUAUUUCUUGACCCUUUCUGAUGUCAACAUGAAAAUAACAACCCAUCUUUCUUCUUCUUUUAUCUUAUUUCUGUUUUUAUCAUCUAAUUUCCACCUAGUCAACCAUUACCUUCUACUAUUAUAACCAUUUAAACUCUCUCUCCUUUUCCUACCUGCCUUCCUCCUCCUUCUCCUCAUAGUUUCACCUUUCCAAUGAAGAAUAAUAAUUCCGCCGCCGAUGGCGAACAGGCCGGCAAGUUGUCGGUUCCCUCGGUCGUUCCUACGAUGACGACGACGUCGGUGGUUACGUGGAGGACGGUGAGAGUGUCGGUGGUGUUGGUGGGCGUUACGUUGGGACUCUUCGUUCUGUACAACUCAGCCAUUAAUCCUUUCAAAUUUCUUCCUGUUUCCUACACCUACCGUGCUUUUCGAUUCUCUUCUCCUCACAAAGACCCUAUUUUGGAAAAAGUUGUGAAAGAAGCGGCGAUGGAAGAUGGAACAAUAAUCAUAACGACGUUGAACGAUGCAUGGGCAGAGCCAGAUUCACUCCUUGAUUUGUUUCUUAAGAGCUUCCACGUUGGAAACGGAACCCAAAGAUUAUUGAAGCAUUUAGUGAUAGUCACGCUGGACCAAAAAGCGUACUCUCGUUGCGUGGCCUUACACCCUCAUUGCUAUCAAUUGGACACUCAAGGAACCAACUUCUCGUCUGAAGCCUACUUCAUGACCUCUGAUUACCUAAAAAUGAUGUGGCGAAGAAUUGAAUUCCUCAUAUAUGUUCUUGAAAUGGGUCACAGCUUCGUUUUUACAGAUACUGAUAUCAUGUGGCUGCAAGAUCCAUUCAAUCAUUUCUACAAAGAGGCGGAUUUUCAAAUUGCUAGCGAUUCGUAUUUGGGGAAUCCGGAGGAUUUAAACAACGUUCCAAACGGAGGGUUUGUGUACGUGAGAGCGAAUCCAAAAACAGUGAAAUUCUACAAGUUUUGGUACCAAUCGAGAACAAUAUAUCCAGGGCAGCAUGACCAAGACGUGCUGAACAAGAUCAAACAUAGUCCGUUAAUCCCUAAAAUUGGGAUGAAAUUAAGGUUUCUUGACACUGCUAAUUUCGGUGGGUUCUGUCAAAUGGGGAGGGAUAUGAGCAAGAUGGCUACAGUGCAUGCCAACUGCUGUGUUGGAUUAGAGAACAAAGUUCACGAUCUCAGGAUUUUGCUCCAAGAUUGGAAUAACUUUUUUAACCGAACAAUUGCGGGUAACAAAUCACCUUCGUCCACUCCUUCCUGGACUGUUCCUCAAGAUUGCAGAACUUCAUUUCAAAGAGGGAGGCAACAUAAAGACGAUAAGAAAACUGGGAAUUAGCAUAUUAUGAAGUUCAGAUUUGGUGUGAUGAUUUGAAGAGAGAAGCAAACUAAUAUGUGAUGCAACCGUUUCUAUUUUCGAAAAGUGUUGGAUAGGAUAAUGUUAAUUUUGAUUCGAAUGAGAUGGUUGCAUUCCCCUAUUUGAUUUAUUAGUACACAAUUUGUAUGUACAUUACAAAUUGGGUGAAGAGAUCUGGACCGGCAAGAACCAAUUUUUAUGUACAUUGUUAAGAAGCCAAAAAAAGAAUACCAUUUUUCUUUUCCUUUUCUUUUAAAAAAAUUUAAGAGGCAAAUUUAUUACUUUUA
Molecule: messenger RNA, 1748 nt
Organism: Cucumis melo (muskmelon)
Lineage: Eukaryota; Viridiplantae; Streptophyta; Magnoliopsida; Cucurbitales; Cucurbitaceae
Exons: 4
Coding region: 307-1443 (378 amino acids)
Source: RefSeq, a predicted model, not a curated record